AUGGACACGUCGAUAGCGGUGGAUGCGGCGAAGCUGGGGGAGGCUGCGCGGCGCAUGGGGGAUAUUAGUUCGCGGUCUAAAGUGGGGGUGUGGCUGUGGAACAUCUCGCCCGCGCCGCUCUGUGCGUCUCUCGCACCGCCCAACAGCACCCUUUCUGCCGCCGCCGCUGAUGCGCGCGCGUGUUUUGUUCCGCCAUUCGCCUACGACCGCGGAUUCCACGACGUCUGGCUCGCGCGCGCAGCUCUCCGCGCCGCCACCGCCGCCGCCUCUGGGGGCGCAGAUACGGGGAGCGGCGGGACGGCAGGGCGGCAAUUGCUGGCGGAUGCGGACGGCAGCGCCUUCGCGUGCAUAUCCGCGCGGGCUUUAAUCCCCCCAGAUAUACUUUCGAGCGCUUCCCCUGCCGCUGCCGAUUCCGCUCAGAUCGAGGCCGCGGGGGCCGGUAGCGGGAAGGGCGAUCGGGGUGAAGCGGGGUUUGAGGUUUUAGCGGAGGAGUUGCGCAAAUGGGGAAUUUCUGUGGCUGCCCAGACCCUAAUUCCUCAAAUAAAGGCCCGAGUACGGGCAGAGAAGAAAAUAGUUCGGAGAACGUGGAGAGGAACAGUGGUAGAGGAGGCAGUGGCGCAUCAGGAAAGUCUUGAAGAGGCUGGCGCGCUGCUGCCCGCGCUGAGAAUUUGGAGCUGCCCGUUUGGGCGCGGGCAGGGGGACUGCGAGGAGCAGCAGGAGGGGAGGAGGCGGAAUCCACACAAGCAGGUGGUGGUGAAUUGGGAGCUAGUGCAGCAGUGGAAGCAGGGCGGAGAGGGCGCGGCAGGGGGAGCGGGAGGCGCGGAGAGAAUGGGUGGCGCUGGUGGUGGUGAUGCUGGUGGUGUUGGCGGUGGUGCUGGUGGUGUUGUUGGCGGUGGUAGUGCAGGAGUGUGUGAUUCCGCGUGGGUGGUCGUGCGGUGCGAUGGGAGGCAAUCUGACAGCAGUCAAGUGUGCUUCUCUCCCUCCGCCUGCUGCCAGCAGGGCGCCACCACCGGCCUCACUUCCACCACCAACCCCAACACCCUCUCCUCCUCCUCCUCCUCCUUCUCCUCCUUUUCCUCAGUCCUCACCUCCGUCUUCGCCUCCUCCGCCUCCGCCUCCUCCUCCCUAUCCCUUGAACAACCGUCCGCCCAGUGGCUGUGCGGCAUGGCGUCAACAGCAGCCGGCAGCGGGUUUGGGGGGUCAGGGGGGCUCCUGCACGUGCACUCGUCCGGCUACCUCCCCCCAGAUCACAACCCUGCCACCCACCAAAGCCUCAUCGACAGCAACACGGCCUUAGACAGCACCACCAGCAGCAGUAGCAGCAGCGGCGGCACUGAUCCCACGACCAGCAGCGGGGCGGAGUUACAGCGCAGAGGUCUCGACGAGCUGCUCCCUCUAGCCGUGGACCAUCGUAACAUAGUCAUCCUGGUCGCAGCCACCGGCUCCUACGCCUCCAUGCUCAUGUCCUUUGUCUGCAACCUGCGCCGCCUGCUCCUCCCGCUCCCGCUCAUCGCCGCAUUCGACGACGACAUGUUCCGCUUCGCGUCCCUCCACGGCCUCCCUGUCUUCCGUGCCGACACAGGCCCCGCCGGCCGCGACCCCUCCUGCACGUACGGCACCAAGUGCUUCCAGCGCAUCACAAAAGUCAAGUCCAAGGCUGUCCUCCAGGUUCUCAAACGCGGUAUCCACGUGCUGUGGUCCGACGUGGAUAUCGUCUGGUUCCGCGACCCGCUGCCAGAACUCCUGGAAUUUGGCUCCGGGGUUCUUCCCGUACAGAGCGAUGCGGGAUAUGACAAGGAACCCCCCAACGGGCAGGGGAUCACCUCCCCGCACGGGUUCAUCAACUCAGGGUUCUACUUUGCUCGCGCCGAGCCCAUGGUCAUCCAGGCCUUCGAGGCAAUUGUCGCACAUGCUGCAACGACAAAAACCUCCGAACAGCCGAGUUUCUACCAUGUGCUCUGCGGGCCGAAAGGGGAGAACACGGAGGGCGAGGACGAGUGCGUGUGGCCGGGGAACGGGCUGAGAGUCCACUUUAUGGAUCGCUGGCUGCAUCCCAACGGGCUGUCCCACCGCGUGUGGUUCCGCAAGUGGCCGGCUCUCGAGUGCCGCAAGCACAAGUGCGCCACACUGCACAACAACUGGGUGCGGGGGAAGGAGAACAAGCUCGCUCGCCUGCGCAAGGGCGGGCUGUGGUUCUACGAUCCGGACAAUGACAUGUGCAGAUACAACUGGUAUUAUCAGACCGAGGGGAUGGCAAGAGAGGAAGGGACGUUUCUUGGAGUUAAGGAAUGA
Closterium sp. NIES-65 is the source of this 2292-nucleotide messenger RNA. Lineage: Eukaryota; Viridiplantae; Streptophyta; Zygnematophyceae; Desmidiales; Closteriaceae. The record is from the annotation of a GenBank genome assembly.